This is a messenger RNA of Melospiza georgiana, 4233 nucleotides long. It is a transcript of the gene DDX6, whose product is annotated as DEAD-box helicase 6. NCBI's taxonomy places the organism in Eukaryota, Metazoa, Chordata, Aves, Passeriformes, Passerellidae. Gene Ontology annotation, molecular function: mRNA binding; RNA helicase activity; ATP binding. Gene Ontology annotation, biological process: P-body assembly; cytoplasmic stress granule assembly. The coding region runs from base 380 to 1831 and encodes 483 amino acids. The transcript is spliced from 14 exons. The record is from RefSeq and is a predicted model, not a curated record. Gene Ontology annotation, cellular component: cytoplasmic stress granule; P-body.
GGGCGCACAGGAGGAAGGAGGAAGCCGCCAUCUUGGAGCGUCGAGUCGCCAUAACAAGGCACCGGGGGAGCGAGAGGAUUUUGUACCUGGGCGAGGGGGAGCGCGGCUGGUGGCGAUUGAAGCAAGUGAAUUGUGAUAUAACUGAACUUCAGUAGAGGGCUUUUUUUAAAAAAAAGUUGUUCCACAGUGCAUCAGAGCAAGUUACUGCUUUACUUUUGAGUGACUUACAGGUGCUUGCCUGCAUUGCAAUAAAGGACUCAUAUAUUGAGCAAGACUUAUUUAUCUCUUCAUUUUGGAGAGUCUAAUAAACUGUUAUUACAGUUUCUGUACUGACUUUCAAAGUUUUGAAGUCUAAAAAGACAUCUUUAAAGAUAAAAGCAUGAGCACGGCCAGAACAGAGAACCCUGUUAUAAUGGGUCUAUCCAGUCAGAAUGGGCAGUUGAGAGGCCCUGUAAAACCCAGCGGGGGCCCAGGAGGUGGAGGCACACAAACUCAGCAACAGAUGAACCAGCUGAAAAAUGCCAACACAAUCAAUAAUGGCACUCAACAGCAAGCACAGAGUAUGACCACCGCUAUUAAACCUGGUGAUGACUGGAAGAAGACUUUAAAACUCCCUCCAAAGGAUUUGAGAAUCAAAACUUCGGACGUGACCUCCACAAAAGGAAAUGAGUUUGAAGAUUACUGUUUGAAACGGGAGUUGCUGAUGGGAAUUUUUGAAAUGGGCUGGGAAAAACCAUCUCCUAUUCAGGAGGAGAGCAUCCCCAUUGCUUUAUCUGGUAGGGAUAUCUUGGCUAGAGCAAAAAAUGGAACAGGCAAGAGUGGAGCCUACCUCAUUCCUUUACUUGAACGGCUAGACUUAAAGAAGGACAAUAUACAAGCAAUGGUGAUUGUUCCCACCCGUGAACUAGCCCUGCAGGUCAGUCAAAUCUGUAUCCAAGUCAGCAAGCACAUGGGAGGUGCCAAAGUGAUGGCAACAACGGGAGGAACCAAUUUGCGAGAUGACAUAAUGAGACUUGAUGAUACAGUGCAUGUGGUGAUAGCUACCCCUGGGAGAAUUCUCGAUCUCAUCAAGAAAGGAGUAGCAAAAGUUGAGCAUGUCCAGAUGAUAGUAUUGGAUGAGGCAAAUAAGUUGCUGUCUCAAGAUUUUGUUCAAAUAAUGGAAGACAUAAUCCUCACACUACCUAAAAACAGACAGAUUUUGCUCUACUCAGCCACUUUUCCUUUGAGUGUGCAGAAGUUCAUGAAUUCCCAUUUGCAGAAACCGUAUGAGAUAAAUCUGAUGGAGGAGCUGACCUUGAAGGGAGUUACUCAGUACUAUGCCUAUGUCACUGAGCGUCAGAAAGUGCACUGCCUCAAUACACUCUUUUCCAGGCUCCAGAUUAACCAGUCGAUCAUUUUCUGCAACUCCUCUCAACGGGUUGAAUUGCUAGCCAAGAAGAUCUCCCAGCUGGGCUAUUCCUGCUUUUAUAUCCAUGCUAAAAUGAGGCAGGAGCACCGCAAUCGUGUAUUCCAUGAUUUCCGAAAUGGCUUGUGCCGCAAUCUCGUUUGCACUGAUCUGUUUACCCGAGGUAUUGAUAUCCAGGCUGUGAAUGUGGUGAUAAAUUUUGAUUUCCCAAAGCUGGCAGAAACUUAUCUUCAUCGCAUUGGCAGAUCAGGUCGCUUUGGUCAUCUUGGCCUGGCCAUCAACUUAAUCACCUAUGAUGACCGAUUCAACCUGAAAAGUAUUGAGGAACAGUUGGGAACUGAAAUUAAACCCAUACCAAGCAACAUCGACAAGAGCUUGUAUGUGGCAGAAUACCACAGUGAACCUGUAGAAGAUGAGAAACAGUAAACAUGCAGGCUUUGAUUACACAUGCCAGAAGGUGAAGCCCUAUGAUCCAGAUCUGUGACACAUCGUUUCUUUGGGGAUACCCUUCUCUUUGUGGGUUUUUCUUCAUCUUUUUAUUUCGGAACUAUGAAGACUAAAAGAACUCGGCCUUUUUUUCUCUUUACAUUUGGCAGCAAUGAAGAAAGAAGAUAAAAGGAGGAAUGUCUUUUUGUUUUUCCACUUGUUUGCACUGUGUGCUGAUUGAACAUUAGUUGCACUAACUGCUGGUUUUAAAUUUUGUUUUCUUUGGGCGGGAGGGUCAGCAAGGGAAGAAGAGAAACCCUGAAAAGAGAAGAAUCUUGAUGAACACGAGCUUGUCUGCUAUUUCAAAUUCUUUAACCAUUGACUGAGUGCAUUUCAACUUCUCCCUGGUUACUCAUCUGUUUUUUAAGCUAAAGAGCUUCUUACUUAUUCGUGCAAAGUGCCUUAUGCUAUGAGACCAUUCAGAAUAUCACCUUUCCAACACAGCCCAAGGAAUCGACAUCUGUUUUUGGUUUCAGGUCAAAGUUCCCCUCUCUUCCCCUUCUCCUCCUUCCCAUGUAGUCAAGCCCAGGGCUGGGAGGUGAAAUGUAUUGGUUACUGGUAAUACUCCUUUUUUUUUUUCCAACUUUUUAAAAUUUUUUUAAUUUUUUUUUUUAUUGGAGGAGUUGAUAUGCAUCUACAGUUCACCCAAACUGUAAAUAUCUGUAUUUAAAAUGAAACCAACCUAAAAUCUGGGCUGAUUAGGUGCAGCAUCAUAGCUCCAGAAGGAAAGAGUAGCCUGUGAUCCUUUGCAGGAGCCAUAAGAAAAGCCCUGUGCUCUAGCAGAACACUAAAGACUGGUUUCCAUGAGUCUUCAUUAGUAGUUACAGCACUUGAUAGGUAGACUUGUUUCAGAGCCAUGGCCCUCUUUCUUCUGGUGCAGUGUGUCCCAUAGAAAAUCAGAUGUGUAUAUUGUACAAACUUUGUAAAUAUGAUUUUUUUUUUCUGUUUGGGUUCAUAUAUAACUUUUUCUUUUAUGAUGAAGGUUGCUGAGGUUAAAGGGAUUAGACUGAUUAUGGGAGCAGCUAAAGAUGAGAGGGGCUCAGUUUUCUGCAACACUAAACAAUGAGAUGUUCUCUGACCUCUGUGAACUGCAGGCCACCACAAGUGUCCCUUGUCAGGGUGGAUUUACUCUGGUGCUAGCAACAGUCCUGUACUGCUCCUAUGGAAGAGAUCACUUGUGGGGCACCAAGACUUCCAAACCCAUAGCUCAGCCUUUUGGGAGAUGCUCUUUGAUUUUCCCCUUUAGAAACUUCAGGAACUUGACAAGCUCUGAAGGAGUCCAUGACCUGUGUUCCACCGUGGUGUGAGGGAAAUCCAGUGGGUGUCACUGAGCAGUAUACACGUAAGGUGUGGAUUUGGGUUUGAGAGACCAUAAAAAAACCAGUUUGCGUGCAUAAACUGAUAGUUCUGGAGCUUUGUGGAAUUGAUUCACUUCCUGCAGUGCUGCAUUUUCUGCCCAGAGUGGCCUCUGUGCAGAACUGUGAGCAGGUAAGGGCAAACCCCUGUUAAUGUCAGAAGCUGCAGGAAGCUGCUUGCCAACUGCUCUUGUUUGCCAUGAGUUGCUGUCUGCCAUUUUACAUUGUAUAUUGCUGAAAAGUGCUUUCUGGUCAAAUAGUGUUGCUUUAAAUUGUGCCCCUCCCAACAUGCUUGAUGUUUGGCCUGAUCUACAGGCAAAAGGAGUGAGACAAAUCAAAAAAUUACUCUUUUUAAAAUCCCUUUUAGCCUGUUAACCACCACUGUCAGGAGGCACCUGGGUGAAUGCAAUCCCUUUUGCUCAGUCAUUUAUUGCAUAUACAGAUGCUGCACUCACACCAUGCUUGCUUACUUCUGAGACAGGAUUUAAUUGUCUUAAUUUCUCCCCAUUUUGACCCUUUUUUUGAAUUGGAGUAAAAUAGUUUGGAAUUGCAAGGUGGAUUAGCCAUUCCUUUCCCUGAUGAUCAUAAAUAGAAGCCAGGUGCCUCCUGACAACAACUUUACAAGAUUGAAAGGUCUUUGUGUUCGGGAUGUUUUUCUUCUUUUUGUCAGCAGUGACUCCUUAAUUGUAGCAAAUGCUGCACUAGAAUACAAACUCAAGAGCUUGGUCUCUGUGAGCCACAUAGCUUAUAUCUGACUGGCAGGUACUAAAUGUAAACAGUUUUGGGGUGCUUUUUGGGGGUGGGGGGUGGGAGCUUCUGGGUGGUAACUUUGACCAAAAGUAAAAUCUUGCUCCUGUACUGCAGCCAGCUUAUGAUUUUCCAGACAGAAGAGGGAUCAUUUUAAUGCAACAAAGACAGGAAAAUGUAAAUAAAUUUUGUAUCUCACCAGGGCAUGCACAUGUAACAAGAGCAGGAUAGCAAUGUCAA